Molecule: messenger RNA, 810 nt
Organism: Nipponia nippon (crested ibis)
Lineage: Eukaryota; Metazoa; Chordata; Aves; Pelecaniformes; Threskiornithidae
Source: RefSeq, a predicted model, not a curated record
AUGAAGGUUCUGUUGCUGAAGGAUCCCAAAGACAAAGAUUCAGGACAAGAUCCGUAUAUUAAAGAAUUAGGAUUAUACGGAAUUGAAGCAACUUUGAUUCCAGUUUUGGCAUUUGAAUUCAUAUCUCUUGAAAGCUUAUUUGAAAAGCUCUCUCAUCCAGAAUGUUACGGAGGCCUAGUUUUUACCAGUCCAAGAGCAUUAGAAGCCAUCAAGAUAUGUUUAAAAGAGAACAGUAAAAAUGAAGCCUGGUCAAAAUCUCUUAAACCAAGAUGGAAUACCAAACCGGCAUACGUGGUAGGAAAAGCUACAGCUUCUCUAGUGGAAGAAAUUGGCCUUAUUCCAGAAGGAGAAAAGUCUGGAAAUGCUGAAAAAUUAGCUGAAUAUAUUUGCUCAAGAGAGAAACCUAAUUCCUCAGCUCUUCUUUUUCCUUGUGGAGCCCUGAAAAGAGAAGUACUUCCUACAGUACUUAGAGAAAAAGGUAUACCUCUGGAAUGCCUUACUGUUUAUCAGACAACCCAACACGCUGACCUGCAAGAGUCGUUGAGCAGUUACUUCUCACAACAGGGAACUCCGGCAAGCGUCGUGUUCUUCAGUCCAUCUGGUGUCAAAUUUUGCCUCCAGCACAUUCAGAAGCUUUCGGGGGAUUUUAUCAACCAUAUCAAGUUUGCUGCUAUCGGUCCAACAACUGCCGAAGCCCUGGAAGCCGCAGGAAUCCCAGUCAGCUGCACUGCAGAGAGCCCGACUGCCCAGGACCUCGCCGCUGGGAUCCAAAAAGCCCUUCGCUUACAGAACUGCUGUUUAUCGAAAUGA